Messenger RNA from Rhopalosiphum padi (bird cherry-oat aphid), 1724 nucleotides. It is a transcript of the gene wash, whose product is annotated as WAS protein family homolog 2. Gene Ontology annotation, cellular component: WASH complex; early endosome; recycling endosome. The record is from RefSeq and is a predicted model, not a curated record. Gene Ontology annotation, molecular function: gamma-tubulin binding; actin binding; alpha-tubulin binding. NCBI's taxonomy places the organism in Eukaryota, Metazoa, Arthropoda, Insecta, Hemiptera, Aphididae. Gene Ontology annotation, biological process: exocytosis; retrograde transport, endosome to Golgi; endocytic recycling.
UAGAGCUAUCAAAAAAAUAAUUAUUCUUCACUUUUUUAGUAGUUUUAGUUCAGUGUUUGCAAUUUGGUCUUCUUCAAGAUCUUCUCAAAUCUCUAACUAUACAAUCUUUAUUUUUUAUGAUUUUAUAUUAUGUUGUUUAAUGUCUAAUAUAAUAUUAUGUUCAACACAGUUCUAUGACAUCAACAUAAUAUUAUUAAGUUUUAUUUCUAAUAUUUUUGUUUUUACAUAUUAUAAUAGUGAAUUAUUGAUAAAAGUGCCACUUUUUAAUUUAAACAUUUUUCUCUUAUAAAUAUGGUUCAAGUUAAUAAAGAAGCGUGUAUACCACUGUUACCUUAUGACCUAGGAUAUGAAGAGACUAUUUUACAGUUAAUAAAGUCAUUAGAUUGUCUAGAUAAGGUUGUUGAAUGUGUAUAUGAACAUGUAAAAGGUAAUAUAAAUUCCCAAAAAUCUGAAAUAGUUAAACUGAGUGAAAAAUUGAACAACAUAGCAAACAAAGUACAACAAUUGUCAAAUACCAAAAAAUCAAUUCAGGUUUAUUCCAGUUCCAAGUAUCCUGCUACACAUUUACAAAAAGAUUAUAAAUAUAGUUAUGAUUUAGAAAUAAAAUCGGAUAUCACAAACAACAUCCAAGUUGCUCAUCAAAUAUGUGUGUCCAAUGAUCCAAAUGAUAAGCUUAAAUUUUAUCAUGUUAAUGAUGAAAAUAAAAAAUUAUCCAAAAAUAAAGAUAUUAUUAAAAUGAAAGGUCUAGGCAAAUUACCUGAUGAUGUUAAUUACAUAAAUUCUUUAUUAUUAUUUAAUUCAAAUGAAAAUUUGUACAAAAACUAUGUAUUAUUUAAUCCUUAUAAAGUUAAAACAACACCAACAACUAAACAAGUUCAAAAAGUUCAAAACAUUAAUAAGCCUGUGUUUACACUACCAUUGAAUGACACCGAAAAUCAGUUUAAUUAUUCUUAUACACCAGUAUACGAAGAAGUUCCUACUAUUGAUGUGCCGGCUGAUUUACCCGAUCUUCCAGGUAUCGCAGGUGAUGUACUAUGUUUUAAAAAUGAAGAAGAAAACAUUUGUAUACCAGUUGUCAGUAAUCCAUCUAGUGUAGUAGAUCUUCCAAGUUUUGAUGAGUUAGAUGAAAUUAAAAACAAUGAAAUAGUUCCUGAAAAAUUGAUACAGACUGAACAAGAAAUCAUAAAAACAGCAGAACCUGAAGAAUUGUCAACUGUUGUAUAUAUUCAAAAUAAAAAUGAUCAUGUUGAAAACAUUGAUAAUUCUGUUAAAAAGGAACAAAAGGUAAAUAAUACUUAUAACGAUAAUAUUAAUACACACAGUGUUUUAAUGGACGAAAUAAGAAAUGCAGGAGGAUUACAAAAAGCUAAAUUACGUUCAGUGGUUGAUAGGAAAACUGACAGUGAAACAAUGCCUACAGGAGAUGGAUUAAUGGCAGAUUUGCAUAAAAAGUUAGCGAUGCGAAGGCAAGGGAUUUCUGGUAAUAAUAAACAAAAUGAUAGCAGCUUAGAAGGGGUCAUAUAUCGUAUGGCUUCAACAAUGUUACCUCCAAAUCUCGAAUCUGAAAGUGAAGCAGAUGGUGAUAACGAUACAGAAGGUGAUUGGGAUGAUUGAAUGUUCAAUAGGUCUAACAUAACAUACUUUUUGAUUCUUUUAUAACUAAAUUUGUUUGCUUUAUAAUAUUAUGUAUUAACUAUAAUAUAUUCAAUUGUUUAUUUGUCUAA